GCCAAGGAGUCGUCCAUUUGGUCCUCCACUAUUCCUCUUGUCUUGGCAGCUCAUUCUUGACCACCGUUUUCGCACCGCCAACUACUUUAUACCUCUAAAUAUCCCCAACAGCCAGACCAACCAUGCCUCUCAAAGGCUACAUCGUGUGGAAGUCUACUAUCAAGAAGUGGAACCCCAGAGAAACGCCGGGCCAUGGCCACAUCAAGUUCGACGACGGCAAGACGAGCAACGGCAAGCUCUGGGACGCCGCCGUCAACGUGGAGUCCAAGUCGGCCGACUCUCGCCUGGUAUUCUGGCUCAACCGCGACAUACCCGCGUCGCACCCCCUCAUCGCCCCCCUGGCCGACCUGCCCUUCGGCAAGACCAAGGGCGCUCGCCCGGGCCCGCCGGGCCUGGACUUCCUUCGCGGCGCUGCCAACGGCAUCAUCGACAUCAGCAAGGGCCUGCUCCUGCACGGCACCGAGCCGGGCCCGGACAACGACAUCCUGGACUUUGUGAACCCGGUCCUGAACCAGGCCGUCGCGGCGGGCAAAGAGGGAGCCGACCUGUACCUCUUUGGCGAGCCGUACAGCAACGGCACCGGCAUCCACGACAUCCACAUGAACCAGGGCAACAAGGGCCAGUGGGCACGCGACAACGGCGUCUGGCAGGACGGCGCCAUCGUCAUCCACUUCAAGGACGGCAGCCACGGCGGCAAGGGGCACUGGGAGGGCAUCUUUCUGGCGUUUGCGGUGCAGACGCCCAAGACGAACGACAAGGGCGGGCCGGUUGGCAAGAGCUUUGGGGAGAUCUUUGAUGAGCACCGCGUCGGCGGCGGCGGCGAUGACGGUGACGGUGGCGACGGCGGCGACGGCGGUGAUGGCCAGGACAGCGACGGCAUGUUCAAGGGCAAGCUGUCCAUCCUGGCCGCGCUCGUCAACCCCGUCGGCCCGGACAACAAGUCGACUUCGGGCGACCCGGAGACCGUCCACCUCGUCAACCGGACCGCCACGGCCGUGAAGCUCGGGAGCUGGAAGAUCACCAACGGCGGCGACGGCGGCUCAUUCACGCUCCCCGGAUCCACCGUCAUCCCAGCCGGCGGGAGGCUCCCCAUCCCCGUGGGUCCGGGCUGCCCGCUCAGCAACACGGGUGGGGAGAUUGCGCUGAUGGAUCACAAUGGGAAGGUCGUGGACGAUGUCAAGUAUAGCAAGGAUCAAGCUGCGAGGGAGGGUGUUCUAUUGUACUUCCAGCAGAGAGGCUAGAGAGCAGGUGGGGUUCUGCUGUUCCCCUGCGAGGCUACCUGAUGGGAAAACUACAUAUGGAAGCUCUACUUUGAGAACGAAUCGAUGUCUGGGAGAAUCUUGAAUGCCAUCGUACGCCCGUAUGUGGAGGAUAAUGCCCAGAAUGUCCUCCAGUCAGCCCGUCUAGUUCUU
Messenger RNA from Gaeumannomyces tritici R3-111a-1, 1412 nucleotides. RefSeq lists its product as hypothetical. The coding region runs from base 123 to 1241 and encodes 372 amino acids. Lineage: Eukaryota; Fungi; Ascomycota; Sordariomycetes; Magnaporthales; Magnaporthaceae. The record is from RefSeq and is a predicted model, not a curated record. The transcript has a single exon.